AGUAAGGAUAUCACCCAGCAACCCCUCCUCCACCUGGCCACCCAGGGCUGUGAGAUAACCCUCCAAUGAUAAUGGCUGCCCUGCCCUCACACUGGGGGCUUCAUGGUAACAAGGUCAGGUCGCCGACGCCGCAGCCAAGAUGGCCCUCUCCUCUAAACAUCUCGCCACUGCCUCUCCCACUCUCCACCGCCACGCGCUUCAUUACCCGCGUCUGCCACCCACUUGAAGCAACACGCUCGAUGAUGUCCUGCGCACCACCUCCAUGGGCCAGUGCCGGACCAGCUCUUCCCCGCAGCCUUGGGUGCCCCAACACUCCCGAGUGUUAGAUAGUGCCAUCGCCCGCCCUCCGCCUGGGCCACACGACUCGCCCGUGUGACACGACACUCACUGCUCACUGGCACCGCCUGUGUAUGUGUGUGUGUGUGUCCUGAUCCCUUCUGCCCUUGGUGAAGGACUACCCCUCAGACCAUCCAGCAUUUCCUGCUUCACUGCCACCGCUUCCUCUCACCGCACUGCACCGCCCUGCCCACCCUCCCGCCCACCACAACACUGAACACUCCGCCGCAUUAGUUAUCUGUACCUUCGUGAGGAAGAGUGGCUAGCUACCGCGCCUGUCACACCCACACAGGACUACCCCAGGGGACCACGGUUCAUAAGGAUCCAUAGAUCUUUGUGGCCCUAACAACAACAGCAGCAGCAGCAACCAUAAAAAUCUGCAGCGUGGACCACAAACGCCACACUUCAUAAAAUGGGCAAAGUACGAAGACUACGGCAAAAAUAUCACGCAAGUUUAGCAAAAGAAAAGGUUGAAAAUGCAGCAAAGGAGCAUGACAUCAUAAAGAGUGGCCUUCAGCAGGUGCCACAGGUCCAGAGUGUGGCAGCUGGUGAUCCAGUGAAUAGGCACAAUAUAUUUGCUGGGCUGCAGAUCAAACUACAAGAAGUGGAAAACACACCGGCACCAAGCCAUGUGGAGGGCGACAACAUGAGUGUUGCUUCAGUGAGUCAGCAGAGCCAGCUGGGCACCAAGGCUGAUAAGAGAAAAAAGAGACAUCAAGAACUUUUGGAAAAAAUUGAUGUUGUCCGAGCUAGACAACGAGCAGAAAAAAAUCGCAAGAAACGUGAGAAGACUGUCAUAACUGGAGACCUGCAUCCAUUACUUAGUGCACUGCCUUCACUGGGGGAACUUACAACAUCCAUUAGUAAAAGCAAGAGUUCUGACUUAAAAACACCUCGUGAAACUCCCAAACAGAAAACUGCAAAGAAACAAACCUUGGCAGACAUCGAGAUGUUUGCCUCUAUCCACCAAGACCCUCACUUCAUCAAGGAUCCAUUUAAGGCUGUGGCACUUGCACUUGAGAACAGAGUUUUGAGUGAAGACCAUUAAGCUACUGCACUGUCAUUUAUAUUUUUCAGACUUGUAAUAAAAUGUAUGAUAUUGA
This is a messenger RNA of Portunus trituberculatus (swimming crab), 1439 nucleotides long. Its product is annotated as protein FAM207A-like. The transcript has 5 exons. The coding region runs from base 749 to 1384 and encodes 211 amino acids. Gene Ontology annotation, biological process: maturation of SSU-rRNA from tricistronic rRNA transcript (SSU-rRNA, 5.8S rRNA, LSU-rRNA). Lineage: Eukaryota; Metazoa; Arthropoda; Malacostraca; Decapoda; Portunidae. The record is from RefSeq and is a predicted model, not a curated record. Gene Ontology annotation, cellular component: nucleolus; 90S preribosome; preribosome, small subunit precursor.